CUUGUCACCCAUUCUACAAGCAAAAGCUUAACAAAUACCGCAAGGAAGUAUAUUUCCCGUUGUUGACUGCUCAUCGUUAUCGGUGUCACUCUUUUCGUUAUCCUAAGAAAUCUGAUGGCCUCUCAAUCAAGGACUUUGGUAUUAUUAAGCUCACAGCGCAGUUCGUGGUGCGGUACGGCUGGUUUUUUCUGCGUGGUUUGAGACAGAAACUGGGCUAUUACAAACCCCAGUUUGAGUUUUUGGAGCGGUCUAGUACCAGGUUUAAUUACUAUUACGACCUUGUUCGUGCCUACGCUACUGUGUUAAGGCCUUUUACUGAAACUCUCAUAACCAAUGAUGCUAGCUUUAUUGGUCUUUUUCCGGCUUUUUUCAACCUUCUUCAGUUGGAAAAGCUGGAGAAAGGUAAUGUGAUGGCUUUGAUCGAUUUGCAUGCUUUAGUCAGUGGUGUUGACCGUUUUGCUCACUUUGAUGAUGAAGACUAUAACAGAACCUGCAUACCUUUCAUCCAUGAUGCUCCAUUAUCCAGAGAUUCACCCACUCGGAUUUAACCAGCCUACUACUACUACUACUACUCAAGCGCAACCUGUUGAGCUAAGAAGACCUCGAUCUCGUGAAUAUGAAUUCUUUGAAAACCAUAUCACACUCAAUGAGCUUGGUAUCAUUAAGCUCACAGCACAGUUUGUGGCUCGGUAUGGUCCGCGGUUUCGUCGUGAUUUGAUGAAGAAAGUGGUUAUGAAUCCUCUGUUUGAGUUUCUGAAACAAACUGAUGAUGAUCGGAACAACAAGUCAAGAUUUUUCAAUCUGAUUGAAUAUCGUUAUUCCAGAGUGUUACUGCCUUCGGAUCAGCUGUUGAGGACUGAGGAUGGUUGUACCUCCGGGGUACUUGAGUUUUUCUCAAAAUGUCUUCAGUUGGAGAAGCUGGAGGACGGAGUUGAGAUGGCUACCGUUGAUUUGCAUGCGUUUGUUGGUGGUCUUGACUUUUUUACUCACAUGUAUGGUGCCUCCUUUGAUUAUAUCCUGCCACAACCUGAACGCCUUUCAAAGUUUAUGGGAUCUCAGCUCUGUAACCCUCAGAAUCUUCAAGAUUGUUGUGUAGAUGAUGAUGCACUAGAACCCUUUCUUUUUCGACCUUCAUUUAGAUUCCCUGCAAAGGGGAUCACACUCAAGGAGCUUGGUACUAUUAUGCUCACAGCGCAGUUUGUGGCUAGGUAUGGGUUGUAUUUCAAACGAGGUUUGCGCAAGGAAGUGGUUUUGAACCCCGAGUUUGAGUUUAUGGAGCCGACCAGUGGUAGCAGGUUUUGUUUCUGCAGUCAGCUUGUUGAGUUUUAUUCCAGAGUAUUGUUGCCUUGGAAAAGGUUUGAUGCGGACACCGUUCUUGAGAGUUUUUUCGAUUGGGUGGAUCGUUUCCAGCAAGAGGGACUGGAUUUGGCUAUGGGUUGUUUGAAUGAUUUUGUAAGUUCUCUUGACUGUUUUGCUGCCAUAGAUGGUGUCCCAAUCCCACCACCACACGUCAGCUUUAAACUGGCUAUUCCUGGUCGAGCUUGUGAGCAGAGUCUAUCCCCUUUAAUGCAACCUCCUCCUGCUGUGUCUUUACCUGAGGAACCAGAGCCAAAGACUGCACCACCUCCGGCUGUGCCUUUACCUGAGGAAGCAGAGCCAAAGAGACGAAAGUUUGACGACGAGUCAGCUCUUGCUCAGCGUGCAGUGAUAACACGUUUUCAGGGUUCUUCUACAACUAUCAGCGUUUUUGUUCCAGACGUUGGUGAAGUCGUUUUCAGAAAAAAAUAGAUCCAAAUUU
This is a messenger RNA of Camelina sativa (false flax), 1798 nucleotides long. The record is from RefSeq and is a predicted model, not a curated record. NCBI's taxonomy places the organism in Eukaryota, Viridiplantae, Streptophyta, Magnoliopsida, Brassicales, Brassicaceae.